CCAGUCUAGAUACAUGUACUUCUAUCAGGUUAUGAGUAGGCCUACUGUGGAUGCUUUCAGCGUAGCGUUAUGGCUUGCAUUGUCCUCGUCCGAAUUUCUGUCCUUCUUGGUCUGUGUCUGGAGGUGUUAUCGUUUGGAAAUGGUAUACGGAGAGACAUACCCGGUCUGAUGUUUUGGCCCCGCCCAAACGUGCAUAACAUCCGGGACUCCACGCUUGAGAUCACCGUUGAUGACCCAUCGACCUACCGAGACCACGUCUGGAGACUAGAGUCAUAUCUCAAAGCAGAAUACGUCACCAGGCGCCUGGACGACACCAACAAUGUGUACGACUGUAGUCCUUUCUCGUUGCGCCCGGAGACCAUGCCACAAGAAGCUGUCUGUCGCUUCGACAUCGCCUCGCUGGGACCCUGCAACGCCCAAGAGAACUAUGGCUAUAGUAGCGGGGAGCCCUGUGUCAUACUCCGUCUUGGGCGUCUUCUCGGAUGGAAACCCAGAAACUACUCCAGGAUCAAGAUCACCUGUAGCGGAAGGGAACCUAUCGACAGGAGCAACAUGGGAAAGGUCUACUACUAUCCAUCCCAAGUCGUUGACUCGAAGUACUUCCCCUUCCUGAACCAGGCCAACUACAUGCUGCCGUCAGUGGCGGUCAAGUUCAAGGGCCUCACCCGCGGGACCCUGGUCAAGUUGGCGUGUUCCGCCACGGAUUCUUCCGGCGAGGUCGGCAAUAUUACAUUCGAAAUACUGAUGAGAUAGACGAGACCAAAUGUAGCUCUCUUCAACAAAAACUACAAAAAGUUUAUCUUCGUCUGCUACAUGUCUCAUGGGAAAUCAGUCGGAAGUGCAAGAAAAAGGCAACAAUAAGCUAACACAAAAUUGUAACUUGGAUUCGUGGAAUGCUUACAUGACCCUUUAACACCACGUGGCCGGCGCAUGACAAUUCGUUGUCAAGCUACUAUAUAAUAUACCGGACAACUGCGUUGAUACCGAAGUGCAGUUUCUUGUCAUCAUCGGUACGAACAUUAAAACUCACAAAUUCAUCACAUAUUGUAUUAUGUGGUUUAAAAUGGUUCCUGUAUCUCAUUGGUGGUAUGAGAAAAAUUUUCCUCACGCGCCCAGAUAUGUUUUCACUGAUUGAAAUAAUCACUGUCAAAUGACGGAUAUAUUGGUUUAAAACAUCAGCAAAAAUAAGCUGGAACCCAAGCGUAGCAAUGGCUGUUCUAAGAACGCCACCAUGAUAUACUUCGACUUGCGCAACUGCGUAAUCAAGACUGCUGCGAAAUUGACAAACUAUGACUUUCUCACGAUUCAAAACGUAGGUGAAUAUGUCCCCAUUCAGAGCGAGUCUUGUCCCACAGUUUCUGUUGCCAACGGAACGUUGUAGACAGUGAUUGGAACCAUCAGCGACCAUUCUGCCUUUGCCGAAGUGUAUAGUAUUUGUUUUAUACGAUGUCCUGUAAAGCUUGAUUAUAUAAAAACAUCUCCUGAA
Messenger RNA from Lineus longissimus, 1486 nucleotides. RefSeq names its product probable sodium/potassium-transporting ATPase subunit beta-3. Gene Ontology annotation, biological process: potassium ion import across plasma membrane; intracellular sodium ion homeostasis; intracellular potassium ion homeostasis. The coding region runs from base 70 to 753 and encodes 227 amino acids. Gene Ontology annotation, cellular component: sodium:potassium-exchanging ATPase complex. The record is from RefSeq and is a predicted model, not a curated record. Gene Ontology annotation, molecular function: ATPase activator activity. Lineage: Eukaryota; Metazoa; Nemertea; Pilidiophora; Heteronemertea; Lineidae. The transcript has 5 exons.